AUGACGUGCGGUCGCCAUCGUCAGAUCUGGGAGGGCGGGCAGCAGGGAUCGACUCGGAGGGGCAUGAUCCGUGGAAGGGGUGUGAUCUAUGUGACCAGCUUUCUCCAUCGUCGGAUCUGGAAGCCCAACUAUACCUGGCCCAGGACGGUAGAACCCCCUCGCCCCGACUCGCAGUCUUGCAGACCUAGCCACGCACCAGUGCUCUCGUUCGAUUGCGUGGGGCGAGGCAGCCGCCAACGCCCGCCGGUGACUCCCCUCCCGCCCUCCGCUCCGGCCAGGACUGGCUCCGGCGACUCCCCUCCCGCGGUCCCGCCCUCCCUCCGUCUCUCGCCUGCUCCGCCGCUCGCCUGCUGCUGGCUGCCGCUCCGCGCCUCCGUCGCUCGCCCUGCCUGGUCCCCUGCUGGCCUGCUGCUCUGGUGCGUGCCGGCUAGCUCUCCUGCCUCUGCUCCGGUCUGGCCUCUCCUUGCUCCUGCUCUGCUCCGGCCCACGCCCAGCAGGACUGACAGGACUGACCGACUGAGGACUAACGCCCAGGAUUGGUAUUUGGUGUUGGCUCUUCUUCCACUGUUGAUCAAGUUAUGGAAGACACUAAUGAAGCAAGCAAUUGAUUUGGUACUCUUUUACUGCACGCACUAUUCAUAGUUUUUGUCAUCUUUUUUUAUCUAUUUUGUUGUAUCUUUAAGCAUUGAGAUUAAAUUCUAAAUUUUUGUGCAAUUGAGCCAUAUUUGAGGUAGCUAUAGAUUGAUGGAGGUUAAGUUUU
Aegilops tauschii subsp. strangulata is the source of this 760-nucleotide messenger RNA. Lineage: Eukaryota; Viridiplantae; Streptophyta; Magnoliopsida; Poales; Poaceae. The record is from RefSeq and is a predicted model, not a curated record.